Molecule: messenger RNA, 1446 nt
Organism: Metopolophium dirhodum (rose-grain aphid)
Lineage: Eukaryota; Metazoa; Arthropoda; Insecta; Hemiptera; Aphididae
Exons: 2
Coding region: 1-1446 (481 amino acids)
Source: RefSeq, a predicted model, not a curated record
AUGAACCCAGAAAUAAACGUAAUUAAAAGCAGAAUUCUAGCAGCAAAACAGCAGUUACAACGAAAAGGAGUCUUCCCUUAUGAAUAUGUCGAUAAUUGGAGUAAAUUAGAUGAUACAUUUCUGCCAUCAAAGCUAGAAUUUUAUAACUCUUUAACAGACGAGAAAUUUAGUGAUGAAGAUUAUAUACAUGCUAAAAAUGUAUGGCAUACAUUUGAUAUAAAGACUUUAGGUGAAUAUAGCGAUCUUUAUUUAAAAACUGAUGUUAGCAUACUAGCCGAUGUGUUUGAAAAUUUUAGAGACUUAUGUUUAUCUACGCUCGAACUAGAUCCUGCUCAUUAUAUGACUGCUCCCGGGUUUGCUUUUGACUGUAUGCUGAAGUAUACCAAGGUCAAAUUAUCAAGGUUAAAGGAGUAUAACAUGUUGCUUUUCUUCGAAAAAUCAAUUAGAGGCGGGAUAUGCCAAUCAACCAAAAGAUAUGUUAAGGCAAACAUACCAAAUAUCGAAGGAUUGGACUAUAAUGCAAAUGAACCGAUCACAUGGAUUACAUAUCUCGAUUGUGUGAAUUUGUAUGGGAAGUCUAUGUUAACAGAAUUACCUUUUAAAGAUUUUGAAUGGGUUGACGAUCUCAACAUAGAUGUAACUAAAAUUGCUGAUGAUUCAGAAGUCGGAUAUAUAUUAGAAGUUGAUAUUGAGUAUCCUAAACAUCUACAUAAAUAUCAUAAUGAUUUCCCAUUUUUACCGUUUAACGAAUGUCCACCAAAUUCGAAAGUUGAGAAAUUGUUAACUACUUUAUCACCGAAAAAAAACUAUAUUGUACAUUACAAAAAUUUAAAACAAGCAAUUUCUCACGGUCUUAAAGUAGUAAACAUUCAUCGAGCUAUCCGUUUUUCUCAAAGUAAAUGGAUGGCAUCAUACAUAAAAUUAUGUACAUCUAUGAGAGUACAAGCUAAAAACGAGUUUGAGAAGGAUUUCUGGAAGUUGCUAAUUAAUAGCGUUUUUGGUAAAUGUAUGGAGAAUGUUCGAGCAAGAACUUCUAUAAAACUGGUUUCUUCAGAACAAAAAGCAAGGAAAUUAAUGGCGAAAACUAGUUUUAAAGACAGAACUAUAUAUUCUAAGAAUCUCAUGGCCAUUCAUCAGCAUAAGGAAACAAUUAAAUUCGACAAGGCAAUUUAUGUAGGAUUUGCAAUUUUAGACGUUUCGAAAACAUUUAUGUAUGACUUCCAUUAUAAUGUAAUGAAGAAAAGGUAUGGUACUAAAAUUAGUUCUUUAUAUUCGGAUACUGAUUCCCUGAUAUAUACUAUCCAAACAACAAAUUUUUUUGACGAUUUAAAAAAUAGUUUAUUACCACAUUUUGACACAUCUAAUUAUCCUAAAGACCAUUGUUGCUUUAGUGAAAUUCAUAAAAAUCAACCAGGGUUCUUUAAAGAUGAAAUGAAGGAAUUAUAA